This is a messenger RNA of Ruditapes philippinarum (Manila clam), 2682 nucleotides long. RefSeq lists its product as uncharacterized. Gene Ontology annotation, molecular function: protein binding. Lineage: Eukaryota; Metazoa; Mollusca; Bivalvia; Venerida; Veneridae. The record is from RefSeq and is a predicted model, not a curated record.
CCAAGCUUUUGCUAACAAUAUCUGUAACAACACUUACACUAACGGAAUAGGAAUACAGUGUUUUCCUUGUGAACCUGGUUACAUAGCAAUAGGCGACUGUCCUGGGAAUAUUACGCGUGCUAAAUGUGAGGAGUGCAAGGAUGGGACAUAUCAACCAGAAUGUGAUACUUUCAACGAAACUGUUAGUUGUAGAAACUGUACAUUUUGUGAUGUCUAUAAAGAAAACUGUACAAUAUACAAAGACGCUGUUUGUGAGCUGAAAAAUGAUACACAUGAUAGUAGUGAUGACAGCGGUGACCGAGUAACCCAUAUCGUGCUCUGGAUAACAGGAAUUGUGGUUACCGUUUUCUGUCCAAUACUGGUACUUUCCGUCAUAAGAUACCGGAAACUUGGUUACUAUGGUAACAAAAACCAAGAAAGUCAUCGUCAAAAACGUUAUAACCAGAAAACAAAACGUUGUAGUGGAGAUGUUGUGCAUAAAACAAACAUAAAAGAGUUUAAAGAUAAACCCAGUAAACAUAACCUUGAUUGCAUUGAUUUAGCACCGAAAUCCAACAAAAAAGAAAAGCACAUUAAUGUGGUCCGUCCACAUAUUGAACCAAAGAGCAAUGGUGACUCAUAUCGAUGCGUUAAUGAAUAUACACCGCUAGAUGUUGAACUUCGUCAAGACGAAGAGAUUGGAUUAUCAUCAAUCAUGCAGGAAACUGAUGACUCUUCUCGAUGCGAAAUUGAGAAUACACCACUGCUAGCUGUCCGAUGCGAAAUUAAGAAUACAACGCCGCUAGAUGUGGAACUAAAUAAAGACGAAAGGAUUGGAGUAUCAUCGCUAGCGGAACCUGAUCAAAUCACUGGAUACAUUAAUAUCUGCAGUAAAUCCAGAGAAGUAAAUAUGCAAGAUUCAUCAAAGUUCAGUGAUGAGUCAACAGAUCAAAACAUUAAUUACGAAUCAGAUGAUGACAAUGAAACAACACCAUUAAACCCAAAGGAAACUGAAAGGCAAAUUGCUGUGGUAUAUCCAUAUGAUGAAGCAAAGAGCAUUGGUCGCAAAGAGGUUGGACACAUAGAUGACAGAUUACAACAAAUAACAAAGGAAAGUCUUCAGGUAACUGGAGACUAUGAGAAUACAGAGGCACGGGGAUCAGAAUUCAAAAUCAAAGAAAACCAGUUAUGUCACAGAUCAGGGGACCAAUCAUUAUCUUCCAUGGAUCUAGAUAAGGGUACUUCCGAAUUGCAAAUAAACUGGAUAAAGGUUUUCUUACAAUUAUCAAGAUCUUUUCCUGCAUCAAAGUGGAAAUUAUUUGCAAUUGAUUUACUCAGCAAUUGCCAGCAGAUGGCGAAAAGCGUUCAUGAUACAGUUGAUGAAAUUGAGCUAGAAGCAAAGAAUCAGCAUACAGAAAGUUGUUUUAUUCACGCGUACAUAAAAGUAUUCAAUAAAUGGCUUGACAAUUUGGGCAGGACAAAUGCAACGUUUGAACAUAUAAAAGAUGCUGUUUCUGCGACAAUAGAGGCAAAGGAAGCUUUAGAACUAGUUCUUUCUAUCGAAAGGAAACCCCCAUUGAAAGGGACAACACCAAUGCCUUUAGUCCCGUACAACUUAAACCAAACAUUUGGGAACAACUCCACACAUUCUCAACAGUAUAUGGCAUUACAUGAUGAUGAAGUACCGGGGAAUUCUAAUUACGCGAGAGAUGUAUAUGUCACAUCAAGACACGAAACACAUAGGGUACAAGUGGCCCAUUGCCCCUACUGUUCUAGGUAUACUACAAACGAAGUAUCAAAUCUUCAGGAAACAUCAGUUCAGUUAAACAAAACCAAAGUUGAAACUAAUUGCAAUAAUAAUGAUAAAAAUACUGUCAAACGAGAACGAAAUAAAAAGCGAAAGAAAGAUCAAUCAAAAUCAAAACCACAGCAACAUAAACGAAGUACAACUGAACAGUAUAUGAUUGACAAUGCAAAAGAAAAUUUGCUUUAGAUUCUAUACCAAUUCGUCAAAAUGACUAUAAAAUGUUUAUGAAUUUUGUUCUCGACCUUGUUUCGAACGAAUGUAAUGUUGGCAAAGAAACGGUAUUAUCAAUUACACACGAAGAAUUCUGUGAAGCUCAAGAAAUCAAUACAAAGGAGAAUGACACAUUUUUUCUUGUGAAGACUGGAAAAACAAAUCUUUUUAUUGGAAAAGAAGUAUACGAGGAUUUAGCUGUUUACGGAAAUAUCGCACGACCAAAACUCUUGACAUAUCUGAAGGCAAAAAAUAUUGACUAUGAUAGUUCCGCUUCAGAAAGGUUUUUAUUCAUAACAUUCAAUGGGAAGCCACUCAUGGAAAAUAAAGACGAUAAAAAUGUGAGCAAUAUUGAUGCAAAAGAAAAGGCUACCGAGCAGAAUAUCCAAGUUAAUCGUAAAAAUGAUCCUUUUGUUAGAGUAUGCCCCGACAUGAAAGAAUCUGAAGAACACGUGAACAUAACAACCACUCUUAAACAAAACCCUUCCGAUCAUCUGUGUGAUUCUGAGCAGAGCAUAAAUAGAAUCGGAAAAAACAACACAAGUAUUGAAGAUGAAUUUUAUCCGGGAGCAGCAAUUACUGAACAUGAUAAAAAAGAACUAGACAACAAAGCAGGGAGCGGACAAGACACAAUAAGAAUAAAGGAAAAAGAGAACAAAAAAGAGGAAACCAAUUAUUUUGACUUG